Symbiodinium pilosum is the source of this 2001-nucleotide messenger RNA. NCBI's taxonomy places the organism in Eukaryota, Dinophyceae, Suessiales, Symbiodiniaceae. The record is from the annotation of a GenBank genome assembly.
AUGCUGCGUGCGUUGGCCGAGAGCCCUCGCGUGGAAGACCAGGGCAUCUACGGGUCCCAGGAGAAAGCCUCUCCGCGUCUUGCAGCUCUGGACACAGCGGGAGGCAUGGGGGCUCGGACGCGCAAAGAGCUUCCCUUCAGCGCGAAAGAGGAGCUGCAGGUCCUUCGAGAUGCCUUUGUGGCAGUCCUUGCACGCCUCGACCUCCAGCGCAGCGAAUCUUCACACGUGGCUAGUGCAGUGGUCAGGCAAGAGUGUGCCUGGAGCUUUUGUCUCGAAGGGAAACAACAGGAGAGGGGUCCCUUGACCCGACAAAGCCAGCCGGGCAAGCAUGAGAUCACGUCAGGAGCAGACCAACGGCGAACUGGUCCGGAGAUGCUGCGCAGUGAGUCGCUGGACUCCGAGGGAGCGGAGCCGCUCACCCAGGAAGGAGCUGUCGCUUGGCUGAUGAAGACAGAUCUUCCAAAGCCCACGCUCACUGAAGAAGACCUGCAAGAUGGUUUCUCAGCGGCUGAAGUCUUUGGCUCGAAGACCUCAAUGAGUGGCUAUACAUAUGAUGACCUGAUCUGCUUGCCAGGGCACAUAAAUUUUGGUGUGCACGACGUUUGCCUGGGAUCCCGAUUUACCAAGAAAAUUGCGUUGCGCACGCCCAUCGUGUCCAGCCCUAUGGACACGGUCACCGAGUCCAACAUGGCGAUCGCGAUGGCUCUGGAAGGUGGCAUUGGUGUCAUCCACACGAACCUUUCCAUUGAGGACCAGGCGCGGGAGGUUGCGCGGGUGAAGAAAUUCAAGGCUGGCUUCAUCCUGGACCCGGUGUGCGUGAUGCCCACCAUGACCCUGGAAGAGUUGGAUGUCUUGAAGACACAGCUUGGCUUCACUGGCUUCCCAGUCACGGAGAAUGGACUCAUGGGUGCCAAGCUCCUGGGCCUGGUGACGAAGCGUGACACGGACUUCGUCACGGACCGGAAAACACGGCUCAGCGCCAUCAUGACUCCUGCAAAGGACCUGGUGACCAUUAAUGAAGGCUGCGACCUGUUGAUGGCCAACGAAGUCUUGCAGAAGUCCAAGAAGGGAAAGCUGCCCAUUAUUACCAGAUCUGGCCUUUUGGUGGCCAUGGUCUCUCGCACAGACAUCAAAAAGAACGUGGAGUUCCCAAAUGCUACGAAGGCUGAUCUCAACAAGAGCCUCCUGGUUGCGGCGGCUAUUGGCACACGGCCUAACGACAAGGACCGUGUUCGGGCCCUUGCAGCUGCUGGCGUGGAUGCCAUUGUCAUUGACAGCAGCCAGGGCGACAGUGUCUUCCAGCAGGAGAUGGUCAAAUGGAUUAAGUCAAACUUCGAAGAGAUUCAGGUUGUUGCUGGCAACGUCGUCACGAAGCAGCAGGCAAAGAACCUCAUUGAGUGUGGGGCCGAUGCUCUCCGAGUGGGGAUGGGCAUCGGCUCUAUAUGCACCACACAAGAGGUUUGUGCCUGCGGCCGCGCACAGGCUUCUGCUGUGUACAACGUGGCAAAGCUUGCGCGAAUGUACAACGUCCCUAUCCUUGCAGACGGUGGCAUCUCCAGCCCGGGUCACAUCGUGAAGGCUUUGAGCCUGGGCGCUGGUGCUGCCAUGUGUGGAAGCCUUUUGGCAGGAACGUCUGAGACGCCUGGGGAGUAUUUCUACUCCGAGGACGGCAAGAGGCUGAAGCGCUAUCGCGGGAUGGGCUCUAUCGAUGCCAUGAAGAAGGGUUCUGAUGAUCGGUACUUCGGCAGCAACUCCAGCAUCAAGGUGGCUCAGGGCGUCUCUGGCACGGUCCAAGACAAAGGCAGCAUCCACAGGUAUAUCCCGUAUCUUACUCAAGGCAUCAGGCAUGGAAUGCAGGACAUUGGAGCGAAAAGUGUUGAGCAGUUGCAGACGAUGCUGCAGGAGGGCAAGUUGCGCUUUGAACUCCGCUCAGCAGCGGCUCAGAGGGAAGGCGGCGUGCACGGCCUCCAUAGCUUCGAGCGCAAACUCUUCGACUCCUGA